Messenger RNA from Nerophis lumbriciformis (worm pipefish), 4884 nucleotides. RefSeq lists its product as uncharacterized. The record is from RefSeq and is a predicted model, not a curated record. Lineage: Eukaryota; Metazoa; Chordata; Actinopteri; Syngnathiformes; Syngnathidae.
UUUUUUUUGCAAAUAAUAAUAAACUUAGAAUUUCAUGGCUGCAACACGUGCCAAAGUAGUUGGGAAAGGGCAUGUUCACCACUGUGUUACAUGGCCUUUCUUUUUAACAACACUCAGUAAACGUUUGGGAACUGAGGAGACACAUUUUUUAGGCUUCUCAGGUAGAAUUAUUUCCCAUUCUUGCUUGAUGUACAGCAUAAGUUGUUCAACAGUCCGGGGGUCUCCGUUGUGGUAUUUUAGGCUUCAUAAUGCGCCACACAUUUUCAAUGGGAGACAGGUCUGGACAACAGGCAGGCCAGUCUAGUACCCGCACUCGUUUACUAUGAAGCCACGUUGAUGUAACACGUGGCUUGGCAUUGUCUUGCUGAAAUAAGCAGGAGCGUCCAUGGUAACGUUGCUUGAAUUGUAACAUAUGUUGCUCCAAAACCUGUAUGUACCUUUCAGCAUUAAUGGCGCCUUCACAGAUGUGUAAGUUACCCAUGUCUUGGGCCCUAAUACACCCCCAUACCAUCACAGAUGCUGGCUUUUCAACUUUGCGCCUAUAACAAUCCGGAUGGUUCUUUUCCUCUUUGGUCCGGAGGACACGACGUCCACAGUUUCCAAAAACAAUUUGAAAUGUGGACUUGUCAGACCACAGAACACUUUUCCACUUUGUAUCAGUCCAUCUUAGAUGAGCUCAGGCCCAGCGAAGCCGACGGUGUUUCUGGGUGUUGUUGAUAAACGGUUUUCGCCUUGCAUAAGAGAGUUUUAACUUGCACUUACAGAUGUAGCGACCAACUGUAGUUACUGAAAGUGGGUUUCUGAAGUGUUCCUGAGCCCAUGUGGUGAUAUCCUUUACACACUGAUGUCACUUGUUGAUGCAGUACAGCCUGAGGGAUCGAAGGUCACAGGCUUAGCUGCUUACGUGCAGUGAUUUCUCCAGAUUUUCUGAACCCUUUGAUGAUAUUACGGACCGUAGAUGGUGAAAUCCCUCAAUUCCUUGCAAUAGCUGGUUGAGAAAGGUUUUUCUUGAACUGUACAACAAUUUGCUCACGCAUUUGUUGACAAAGUGGUGACCCUCGCCCCAUCCUUGUUUGUGAAUGACUGAGCAUUUCAUGGAAUCUACUUUUAUACCCAAUCAUGGCACCCACCUGUUCCCAAUUUGCCUGUUCACCUGUGGGAUGUUCCAAAUAAGUGUUUGAUGAGCAUUUCUCAACUUUAUCAGUAUUUAUUGCCACCUUUCCCAACUUCUUUGUCACGUGUUGCUGGCAUCAAAUUCUAAAGUUAAUGAUUAUUUGCAAAAAAAAAGGUUUAUCAGUUUGAACAUCAAAUAUGUUGUCUUUGUAGCAUAUUCAACUGAAUAUGGGUUGAAAAUGAUUUGCAAAUCAUUGUAUUCCGUUUAUAUUUACAUCUAACACAAUUUCCCAACUCAUAUGGAAAUGGGGUUUGUAUUUGCUCAGUGUUAAUUGGUAAAUUCUAUUUUUUUCCCGCUUUAUUUCUUUUUAGGCAAUUGACAUUCAUUAACACAUUUGAACAGACACAAAAGUACUGAAAACUUGUACCGGGAAUUGGUACCGUCUUGAUUCAAAUGUGAGAGGUACCCAUCCCUACAUGCUACACAAAAAAAGUGUGGAAGUUCUGCUAAUCCUGUAAAACCAAUAAAAAAAUCUAUGUAUCUACCUAUGUUGGGCUCACAGGGUUAAAUUCUUAUGUAGUGCUGAAAUUGCCCAAGCUUAGCUCUGUACGUGCAAAGAACAACGGGUAAGUGUGCUUUUAAUUUGAUCUAUUGCAUUUUCACGCGCCAAAAGUCUGUGGAAUUAAUCUGACACCAAACCUGUCUAAUAUGGUUUGGCACCCUAUUGCUAUAGCUGCACCACUGUGUAACUAAAGUGUUUAUUUCAACUGAAACACAAUCUUUUUGCUCACACAUUCUGUGAAUUUUUAUUUUAAAAAGGUUUGUGGCUUUUAAUGGUUUAAGUAAACAAGAAAAGUUGUAAUGUCACAGAAUAAAGAAAGCUACUGUAAGAUCAAUGUUGCAACACUGCAGGAAUAAAGUUAUAUAAUUACAAGUCUUAACAGUGAGAGUAAAAAGUUGUAAUGUUACAUAAAUACAGUCAUUACAAGCUGUACUAUUUUGAGGAUAAGGUUCUCAGUAUGAUGUAUAAAGAUGUUUGGGGUUUAAUAGGGGUGUAACUAACUGUACACUAUAUUCACAAUUCUCCUUAAAGGUCACAAGUUAAUAGCUGGUUUUGGUUUAGAUUUCAGUUACGUCGACAUCACUCAUAAAUCAUAUCCACUAUAAUAAGGGAUUUACUUAUAAUCAACCAGUCUUCCAUUCCUCACUAAACGUUAUCAUAUCUUGAAUUGAGCGUUAAUUUUCCCUGUAGAACAUGUACCGAGUUUGCACCUUAAUAUCCCCGCACAUAUGUGGUCAGCCUUUUUUCAGUGACUCCAUUUUGUAGCACAAAGUAAAAGUGUUACAUCUGUAGACUUGAGCUGUAGACUUUUCAAACCUGGGCAGUGAAAUAAAAAGCUUAAAGAUGUCAAAUACUCAAUUGUGUUCAGCACUGCAAAUUCUGUCUAAUAGUUCACAGAACUUAUAAAGUACUACUCUCAUAAAUAACUGAAUUUUGGCCCAGAAAAAUGUUCGAAGGCGAAGGUCGAAGUUUCUGGUUCUUGAGUAAAGUUCCUGCGAUGGAACUGGUGCUCGAGAAGACCCUGUUUAUGUCUGAAUGACAGGGUACAUGUGGGGUUUUAAAGUGUUAAAACUCUAAAAUCCAAAUAUGUAAUUUAAGACCCCACAAUGUUUUAAAUUCUAUGAAAAUCUCACAACAUUUCUUAAAUAUGACAAUAAAAAGGCCUUAAAAAGUACAUUAAUGUUAUAAUUACCGUUUUUCCGGACUAUAUAAUGUACAUGUAUAUAAUAUAGUGUUCAAGAAGCACACAAUACAUUUUUGAAUAUAACUCUAUUUUUAGAUAUAUUAGCUGCACAGGUCUAUAAGCCAAUGAUAUAUACAGUAUGUUGUGAAAUUACAACAUCCCAAGCAGCCUAUAUAGAGUAAAGGAGGGAGUUAAUCAUACCUGGACAUGGCUGAAGAAUCGAUGGAGAAGCAGCGGUCCAUGCCUGGGUUGGGUGAAGAGUUGAUCUCCAUGGGAAGCACACUGGGACCGGCUUUUGGCGACGUCCAGUGCGUGACGGCAGGGCGGCUACAUCAUCUGUAAAAACAAGGUCCGAUGGGGCCAUUUCCCUGUGUUUCUCCCGGGGAUGGUGCCAGCUCUCUGCGUCCAUGAUUUAGGCCAUCAGGGAGUUCCAUGCCUCCAAUCCUUCAGGAGCGAGGUACACCUCAUCUUCCUUGCCUCUGAGGAAUACCACAAUAACAGCGCCUCUGCUUUCAACUUAUCUUAUUUGUCCUUAUCUGUCAAAAACACUUUGUUAGGCAAUGCUGCGAUGGUGGUGUUCUUACGAUGCGGAGAAGGGACAGGAAGUAUCAAGAGCAGCGUGCAGAGUGCGUGGGAGCCAGAGCACGGCCCCAUCACCCCCGAGAGCCCAACCCACAAACAGGAGGCGUGGUGCCCAGGGAACCAGGGACCACCGCCCCCACGCAGCCAAGCCGGCCAGCGACAGGAACCCCAGAGCCCGACCCACCGUACCGCCCACAAGGGCCAGCAGCAGGCCGCAGACAGACGCACCCGGCAGAGGACAGGGCACGAGAAAAGCAGGGGACAGCCAGACCCCAAGCCAGCGAGAGACCACACCCCACACAGGCAGAAAGGCGAGACGCCCCGCCCGAGGGACCCAGAGACUCCCCGCAACCGGACGGGAAGACCGCACCCGCCCCACCGGCAACCGGGCCCCCACGAGCCCACCCCCCUCCCCCGGAGAGCGCGGCGAGGCCAGCCCCCGGCCACCCCACCCAAACCGGCCGCCGCAGGACCACCCAGGCACAGGGCCACGGGAACCACCCACCCCACCCGCAGGGACCCCAACGAUGGAGAUGGAACAACCAGCAACCGCCCCGCCGAGCCCCCCCCCCUGAGGGAGGGGAAAAAUUAAAAAAUAAUAUUAAUAAAAUAUAUUAAAAAAUAAAUAAAUAAAUAAAUAAAUUAAUUAAUUAAUUUAAAAAAAAAGAAUUAAAAGAAGAUCACAGACAUGCUGACAAACAAGGUCACUACCCCAGCAACUGGCCGACUCGCAGCACCUCGGAAUACCUUGCAGCACCAAGCUACCACAAUAGACGCAGGGACUAGGCCCAACAGGCCCCAACCAAGACGGGCACCCGGAAGUGAUGGACAGCGGGACCCAGGAGCUCCAGACACGCAGUUCGGAUGCAGUAGCCUGAGGCGUCGACCACCGUCUGACAGGCAGGCCCAGAGCGUACCCCCAGAAAUAUACAUACAUACAUACAUAUAUACAUACACAUACACACAUACAUGCGUUAUCAUUAAACCAGUUGAAAGAUCAUACAACGUGUCAGCAUUUCUUGACAUCUUCGAGUAAAGAUCAUUGUUAAACCCGUCCAACGCUACAUUAUUAUGUGACUGGGCCGGUACGCUGUUUAUAUGGAGGAAAAGCGGACGCCUGGACAGCAUGCGGCCGUUGGGGGGUGAAGAUUUCAGGUGAGAGAGGACGUUAAACACAGUGUCUUAAAGGCACGCCCCCAAUAUUGUUGACCGGGCGGAAAUUGGGAGAAAUUCGGGAGAAUGGUUGCCCCGGGAGAUUUUCGGGAGGGGCACUGAAAUUCGGGAGUCUCCCGGGAAAAUUGGGAGGGUAGGCAAUUAUGGUGAUUAGGUGUGCCCAAAAAGCCUAUUAAACAUAACUAAAAUAACACACUGUUAGAAAAUACACUAUUUUGCAUUUCAUGUGUUUGUUUCACUGAAGUGUUUUAGUCUUAGUGUUGUAUCUGU